Molecule: messenger RNA, 852 nt
Organism: Penicillium psychrosexuale
Lineage: Eukaryota; Fungi; Ascomycota; Eurotiomycetes; Eurotiales; Aspergillaceae
Product: OB-fold domain-containing protein
Exons: 2
Coding region: 1-852 (283 amino acids)
Source: RefSeq, a predicted model, not a curated record
AUGACAAUAGUCAACCAUGAGAACCUCGUAUUCUACCCCGCGUUCUGCUUCAAGGCGUCACCCACGCACUUUACCUGGGUGAAAAUGGGUGCGGCCGAUGUGCAUCGUCUCCGAAAAUCGAGUGACUUCGUGGGCCAAAACAUCUUCUUCUACAACAAUCAUCCAAUCCAAUUCGUUAGCCUAAUGGGCAUCAUAGUGGCGCGAACUGAUGUCCCACGACGCACAAUCCUAAUACUAGACGACAGCAGUGGUGCAACAAUCGAAAUAGCCGUACUAAAACAGACCUCACCAAAUCCCAGCACCACUAGCCGGGCAACUCCAGCCACAGACCCAGGAAAACCAGCAUGGUCCUCAUUCUCCCUCACGGCGCCAACAGCCACUAGCCUCACCCAAACAACACAUGUAACCUCCAAAGACCACAACGAGAUAGACAUCUCAGCUCUCCAACCAGGAACGCUAGUCCGGGUAAAGGGGACGCUGUCAACUUUCCGCUCGCAGAUGCAGUUACAUCUCGAGCGGUUCUGGCUCGUGCGCGAUACGAACGCCGAAAUGCAGUUCCUGGAUACCCGCCUGCGGUUCCUUAUUGAAGUCUUGUCUGUGCCAUGGGUGUUGACCGAUGAGGAGAUCGAAACGCUGCGCGAUGAUGCUGAGAGAUGUGAUGAGCGGGCGUUGGAACAUAAGAGGCGCGCGGAGAGAGUUGCGAGGAAAAGGGUUGAGCGUGAGGAGAGACAUGCCAGGGCUAUUGCCCUCCAGUAUGAGAAGGAGGAGAGGGAGAGGGAGAGGGAGCUCAAAAAGAUUAGAGAGGAUGGGGAGAGGGUUAUGAGGAAGUUUGGGUUUGAGAGGUCGAAGUGA